AUGAGUUGUAUACGUUGGAAUUGCCGUGGGCUUGGAAACCCGCAGGCCAGACAAUUCUUAGCGGACCUUGUGUCCCAAAAGAAGCCCAAUUUGUUAUUUCUUUGUGAAACUUUUUGUAAUAAGGUUAGUAUGGAGAGAAUUAGAGCCCAAUUGGGGUUUGAUUGUUGUUUUGUGGUGGAUAACUGGGGUCAUAGUGGAGGGUUGGCACUGAUGUGGAAAGUUGCGAAUGAAGUUGCGAUUCAGGGGUACUCGUUUAAUCAUAUUGAUGCAAAUGUCACUCUUCAGCAGUCUACGACUUGGUGUUUCACGGGGGUCUAUGGCGAGCCAAAACGAGAGUUGCGAUACAAGACUUGGACUCUUCUUCGGUCACUCAAAAACGAUAGCACUCUUCCAUGGUGCAUUAUGGGGGACUUGAACAACUUGGGUUCUCAACUUGAGAAGAAAGGUGGUAGGAUAUACCCGGAUGGUCUAAUUGCGGGUUUUAAUGGGGCUUUGAGCGACUGCAAUUUGCUUGACUUGCCUCUUGUUGGCUACCCGUAUACAUGGGAGAAGGGAAGAACUAGUGGGGACUGGAUUGAAGAAAGACUCGACAAGGCCUUGGUGACUCACGACUGGUUGGCUCUGUAUGCUCAGCCGGUUCUUUACAACCUCGAGUUCUCUACGUCCGAUCAUUGCCCAAUUCAUUUGGUCUUCAAAGGUGUGUUUCCAGCUACUUCAUUCAUUUCUUUCCGUUUCGAAAAUGCUUGGCUCCGAGAGCCAUUGUGUAAACAACUUGUUGAAGGAUGUUGGGAAGGCUCGGGUUCACUUACUAUUCAAGACAAAAUUCAAAAGUGUGGUGAGGUUUUGGGGAAGUGGGGGCGUGACAUAACUGGGAGCUUUCACAAGCGUAUUAGCCAGUGCAAAGACCAAAUAAGAAACUCCAAAUGGGGCAGGGAUCCGAUUUCAAUUCAGCAACAUCAGGAAGCAAAGGCUAAUUUGUCAAAGGUUUUAGCUCAACGUGAAAUCUUUUGGAAGCAAAGAUCAAAGCAAUUUUGGCUAAAUUUGGGUGACAAGAAUAGCACGGUGCUUGAUGGAGUCCGCCCUUCUGUAUCCCGUGAGCAAAAUGAUGAACUUUUAUUGCCUAUUUCGGAGGAGGAAGUGCGAAGUGCUUUAUUCCAAAUGCACCCUGAUAAGUCCCCGGGACCUGAUGGCAUGACCCCAGCGUUUUAUCAAAAGCACUGGAGUAUUGUCGGUCAGGAUGUGGUUCAUUUUGUUCCAGAGUUCUUUCACAAGUAA
Cannabis sativa is the source of this 1275-nucleotide messenger RNA. RefSeq lists its product as uncharacterized. NCBI's taxonomy places the organism in Eukaryota, Viridiplantae, Streptophyta, Magnoliopsida, Rosales, Cannabaceae. The record is from RefSeq and is a predicted model, not a curated record. Gene Ontology annotation, molecular function: catalytic activity. The transcript has 2 exons. Bases 1 to 1275 code for a protein of 424 amino acids.